Molecule: messenger RNA, 1941 nt
Organism: Hydra vulgaris (swiftwater hydra)
Lineage: Eukaryota; Metazoa; Cnidaria; Hydrozoa; Anthoathecata; Hydridae
Molecular function (GO): protein dimerization activity
Source: RefSeq, a predicted model, not a curated record
AUGAAGAGUCGAGGAAAGAAAGGUAAAAGAGGAAAACUAUCAGAACAUUUUUCAUCAAAAUCUCAUAAAGCUUCAUUAUUAGACUAUUGCAAUUAUUGUAAUAGUGCUCAACAUAUUAAUCUCCUCUUGGACAAGAAACAAAGACAAAUUGUUAUUAGUGAAAAAGAAGAAAUGGAGUCUAAUAAGUGUGUUAUAAAAGUUCUUAUUGAUUUGGCUCGAACAUUGGGUAGGCAAGGAAUCGCGUUUCGUGGAGAUGAUCGGGAUGAAAAUGGAAAUUUUAGACAGUUGGUAUAUUUUAUGUCGAGACAUAAUUUGGUACUUAAACGAUGGUUGAGCAACAUAAAACUUAGAAAAUAUCAUGUGACAUAUAUGAGUGCUAAAUCCCAAAACGACUUCAUUCAUUUGCUUGGACAAGAUGUUCAAAGCAAAAUUGUUUCCGAAGUUAACCAAGCAUCGAUGUUUUCAAUUAUGGCAGAUACAACUCCUGAUGUGUCACACAGUGAUAAGUUAGCAAUUGCUGUAAGGUAUGGGGAUAAUAACUGUAAUAUUAAAGAAAGAAUUGUGCAGAUAUGCGAGGUAGCUGACAAAACGGGUGAUGGAAUUGCAGAUUUAAUAAUAUCGAUAAUCAAUAACCUUCAACUUGAUGUCAAUAGUGUUGUGUUUCAAGGAUAUGAUUACGCCAGCUCUAUGUCCAGCAACAUUAAAGGAGUUCAUGCAAAAAUUUCAGAAAAAUUAAAACGAGUUGUACCUUAUAUUCCAUGUCAAGCUCAUCGAACUAAUACUUUUGUUGAACAUGCGGUUAAAAGAAAUAAAAUGGCUUCAAAUGUCUUUGAAGUUCUUGAAAUGUGCUACGUAUUUAUUUCUUCAAGUACUAAACGAUUCAGCUUACUUAAUUCUAAACUUAAGUUUAUUGAAAAUUCCUUGAAACUUCGCAAUCUUUCAAAAACUAGAUGGUCAGCGCGUUCAGAAUCCAUUCAAGCAUUUUGGAUAAGUAUGGAAUCUAUUGUUGAAUGUUUUUAUGAAAUAAGUCAGUCCGAUUUAUUUGAUAAGAAAACAAAGGAUCAAGCUUUAGCAAUACUUAAAAAAAUCGUGAAUCCAGACUUUAUCAUUAUGCUUAUGCUUAUCAAAGGAGUCAUUGCAAAAACAAAGAUUCUUACUGAUGAGUUGCAGAAAGUUGAGUUGAACAUUUUAGAUGCUAAAAUGAUUGUAUUGUCUACAAUACAAUCUCUUGAACGAAAUAGAAAAGAAGAAUUUGAAGUACAUUGUGAAAUUGAUGCAGCAAUUAAAAUAUGUAGCAAGUAUGAAAUCGAUGCGUUAAAAAUAUACGAAGAUCGUCAUAGACGAAGAGUAACUCCAAAACGCUAUGAUGACAAUCCUGAUACGCUAUGUUCUAGAAAUAUCUAUCAAUACUACACCCAACAACUUAAUUGCGUGUUAGACUGUCUUAUUUACGAAAUGAAUGAAAAUUUACUGGCUUCAUGGUUGAGCAUUGAACCAUUUUCUCUUCUUCAGCAGUCAACAAAAACCUUUACAAUAAAAGAUGUCGAAAAACUGUGCCUAUUAAUGCCAAAUAAUGGAGUAAAUACAGAUGCUCAUUUAUUUCAUGCAGAGUUAGAAAUUUUUAUGAACACAUUUACUAAAUCUGAUGCUCCAACAAACAAUGAAAAAUUAAAACUGUCGUGGCAAAGACAAAACAUAUUCCCAGGAGUUUUCAAAGCUUUCAAGCUAAUGGCUUCAGCACCAGUGUCUGUUGCAAGCGAUGAAAGAACAUUUAGCAAAUUAAAAAUUGUUAAAAAUAUUUUGCGUUCUACUAUGUCAGAUGCAAGAUUGGCGUCAUUAAUUUUGUUGGCGUCAGAAAAAGAUUUAGUGGACAAUAUAGACCUUGACGUGUUGGUAAAAAAAUGGUCUAUAACAACACAAAGACGUAUUCAAAUUGAAUAA